Molecule: messenger RNA, 1610 nt
Organism: Eurytemora carolleeae
Lineage: Eukaryota; Metazoa; Arthropoda; Copepoda; Calanoida; Temoridae
Product: meiosis-specific nuclear structural protein 1
Exons: 16
Coding region: 1-1227 (408 amino acids)
Biological process (GO): cilium organization
Cellular component (GO): motile cilium
Source: RefSeq, a predicted model, not a curated record
AUGCUAGGAAUUGGGAAACAUCCAAACAUUGGAGUUAGAAACAGACUUGGUUAUCCAUUAAAAAGGAAGUAUUUGCCAGAGGAUCGAAUCCGUCAGAAAAUUGUCCAAGGAAGUCUAGAGCUAAGGACGUUAGCUUCACAGUUAGAACAGGCAUAUAUUAACAAGGAGAGAGCAGCCCAACUUGCAGAAAAGCGUGCACAGCAACAGAUAGAAGAAAAUGAGAGAAGGUUUGAAAAUGAAGAGAAGGAGAAAGAAAGAUUAAACAACCUAGAGAAAGAAAAACAAGAAAUUAGGGAUGAUGCACUUAGAAGACUAAGGUACCAAAAAGAGCUUGAUGAGCAGCUAAAACUGAUCCAGGAGGAGAGAAAUAAAAUCUUCAACCAGUUUAUUGCCGAGAAAGAGAUGAUAGAUUCUAUUGUUACAAGAAUACACCAGGAGAACCAGGAACAGAGGCUCAGGAAAUUAAGGGAGAAGGUUGAUCAACAGACCAGUAUCCAGGAGUACCUGGAGUCUAACCAAGUCUGGAGGGAGAGGGAGAACCAGAGAACUGAAAAGGAAAACAGGAUGAUAAAGAUGUUCUUGGAGGAGAAGGAGAGACGGGACAAGAGGAACCAGGAGAUGGAAACAGAGAGAAGACAACUUAAAAACCAAACCGUUCUUAAACUCUCAGAACAAAUCAGGAUCAAGGAAGAAGAAAAGCUUGAGAGAGAAAGACUAUUGCUUGAACUUUUACAAUUUAGAAAUCAAGAAAAGGAUAGAUUGCGAGAAGAACAGGAAAUUGAAGACGACAUUCGUCGUAGGGUUAAUCUUAGAGAAUCUAACAUACUUGCAGCUCAAUACAGGAAGGACAAAGAAAGGAGGGAGGAGGAGGAGGAUGAACGGUGGAAGGAGAAAAUGAUGCAAAAGUUUGCCGAAGAUGAUAAACUAGAGCAAAUGAACGAGCAGAGGAGGCGGAUGAAAAGAGAAGAGCACAAAAGAGCAAUCCAGGAGAUCCUUCAAGAUAAGCAGAGGAGAAGGAUGGAGGAGGCCGAAAAGAAUAUUGCUCUAAGAGCAGAGCAGGAAGAUGAAGAGAGAAGACAGAGAAGUAUUCUGGAAGAGGAGAGAAGACGAAUGCUCCAAGAGCAUAUACAGAAGUUGGAAGGAUACAUACCUAAAGGAGUACUUACUCAGUCGGACCUGAACCUGCUAGGAGAGCAGCUAAACCUUAAGACGUGGGGAAGCAGUUAAACUACUGGGUUGAGUAGCUAAACCUAACCGACUAAAGAAGCAGCGAAAAGUUAUAACUUCUAAGCAGCUAAAUUUAAACUCCUUGCAGGAAGCAUCAGUGAAACCCGAACUAUGAUAAACAGCUAAAACUUGACUACUUAGCUACAGUGGUAAACGAUUUUAUCAAAACAAAGAAGACGACUUUCGAAUUAAAUUUUGAUUUAAAUCAAGCUAUAGAACAGCAUGGAAACACGUAAACAUAGAAGUCAGUAGAAUUAAUCAAUUAAAUAAUCAUUGUGUUGAUAUAAUCCCUUACCACCGUAUGUUAUCAAGUUAUCUAAAGAAACGCAAUAAACGUAGUGUAAAAUGUAAAUUGUAAAAUGUAAAUAAAUGUUUAGAAAGAA